AUGCCAAUGGUCGUAGGACGCGGACGCAGGUGGAGUGACUUGAUUAUUUGGUGGGUCGGAGUGGUUUUGCAGCUGUUGUUUUUACUUAGCAAUGCCCAGAAUUUGCAGGGCAGGGAAGGACUUUCAGAAGACAAAAUUCAAGCUGAUUUGCCAUCUGCUGGUGUGCAGUUACUUGAACAGGAUAAGCAAAUUGUAAUGUGUAAUGGAAUAGUAAGCAUCACAUUAACAGUACCAGGUGGUGCAGUUACCAACAUAACAUACAAAGACAGUGGCAAUUUGCUUGAAACCAAAGACACUAAAGAAUAUAACCGAGGCUUAGAAGGAACAAGUUACAAGAUCAUAGUGCAAAAUGAAAAUCAAACAGAGAUUUCCUUCACUAGAACAUGGAAAGUUGGCAGCUCUGAUGCCCCUUUAAAUGUUGAUAAAAGAUUCGUGAUGUUGCGUAAUUCCCCUGGAUUCUAUUCCUAUGCUGUGCUUGAACGCUUGAAAGGAUGGCCGGCUUUCAACAUCGAAGAAGGAAGAAUUGUGUUCAAGCUUCAAGAAAAUAAGUUUCAUUACAUGGCAAUGUCAGAUGACAGGCAACGAUUUAUGCCAAUGCCCAAGGAUCGUCUUACUGGCGAGACCUUAGAUUAUAAAGAAGCAGUUCUCUUAACAAAUCCAACCAAUCCUGAAUUCAAAGGCGAGGUGGAUGACAAGUACUUGUACUCAUGUGACAAUAAAGACAAUCAAGUUCAUGGGUGGGUAAGCAGUGAUCCCCCUGUGGGUUUCUGGAUUAUCACGCCAAGUAAUGAGUUUCGUACAGGCGGCCCCAUUAAACAAGAUCUUACAUCCCAUGUUGGUCCAUAUGUUCUUGCUAUGUUUAUUAGCAGACACUAUGCGGGGGACGAUAUAGAUCUCAAAUUUCAAACUGAAGAGUAUUGGAAGAAGGUUUUUGGUCCUGUUUUUAUCUAUCUCAAUUUUGAUGCUACGGCAAAAUCCCAUCCAUCUGUCCUUUGGAACGACGCCAAACAGAGAAUGCAGAAAGAGGUAGCUAGUUGGCCGUACCGUUUUCCUUUUUCAAAAGACUAUGUUAAAUCCAAUCAAAGGGGAGCUGUAAGCGGUCAAUUACUUGUUGACGAUUGGUUCAUAAAUAAGCAACCUGUGCCUGGAGCCUCAGCUUUUGUGGGAUUAGCACCCUUAGGAGUUGCUGGUUCAUGGCAAUUAGAAAGCAAGGGUUAUCAAUUUUGGACAAAGACAGACCAAAAUGGAAAAUUCUUGAUACAAGAUGUGAUACCUGGGACUUACAGCCUGUUUGCAUGGAUUCCUGGAACUCUUGGAGAUUAUAAAUAUGCUUAUGACAUCACCAUCUCCCAAGGAACUGUUGUUGAGGCUAGAAAUAUGAUUUUUAAGGCUCCACGAGAAGGUGAAACAUUGUGGGAGAUUGGAAUCCCUGAUCGCUCAGCUGCUGAGUUUUUCAUUCCAAAUCCUAGUCCGAAAUUCAAGAUACAUAAAUACAGAGUUGAAGUUGAAAAGUUUAGACAAUACGGUCUCUGGACAAGAUAUGAGGAUUUGUAUCCACAAGAAGAUCUAAUUUUCAAAGUUGGUAUCAGUAAUUAUAAGAAAGAUUGGUUUUUUGCACAUGUGACAAGGAAAGCGACAAAUGAUGAGUACGUACCAACAACAUGGAAAAUUUUAUUCGACCUGAAAAAUAUUAACAAAGGAGCAAACUACACCCUCCAACUGGCCCUAGCAUCAGCAAAUAGGGCUGAAUUACAAGUACGUUUCAAUGAUCCUAAAACACUACCACAUUUCACAACGGGACCAAUAGGCAAGGAUAACACGCUAGCAAGACAUGGCAUUCAUGGAGUGUAUCAUUUUUACAGUAUUGGAAUUGCCGGAAGUUGGCUUGCCACUGGAAUGAACACAAUUUUUUUAACACAGGCAAGUAGCCGAGGGCUCUUUAGAGAAGUCAUGUAUGAUUAUAUCCGUUUCGAAGGCCCUAUCUAA
Sesamum indicum (sesame) is the source of this 1986-nucleotide messenger RNA. The record is from RefSeq and is a predicted model, not a curated record. NCBI's taxonomy places the organism in Eukaryota, Viridiplantae, Streptophyta, Magnoliopsida, Lamiales, Pedaliaceae.